Messenger RNA from Aptenodytes forsteri (emperor penguin), 2466 nucleotides. It is a transcript of the gene CEP63, whose product is annotated as centrosomal protein 63. Gene Ontology annotation, biological process: de novo centriole assembly involved in multi-ciliated epithelial cell differentiation; centriole replication. The transcript has 14 exons. The record is from RefSeq and is a predicted model, not a curated record. NCBI's taxonomy places the organism in Eukaryota, Metazoa, Chordata, Aves, Sphenisciformes, Spheniscidae. The coding region runs from base 1 to 2148 and encodes 715 amino acids. Gene Ontology annotation, cellular component: centriole.
AUGGAGGCUUUGCUGGAAGGAAUGCAAAGAAAUGGGCAGGGGAGCAGUGGGUUCUUGACUUCCUGUGAGGCUGAGCUGCAGGAGCUGAUGAAGCAGAUCGACAUUAUGGUGGCUCACAAGAAAUCUGAAUGGGAAGGACAGACACAGGCUUUGGAAGCUUGCCUGAGUGUUCGAGAGCAGGAACUUUCCUCUGCCAGGGCUGCUCUGCAGGAAAAAUAUAAGGAGGUUGGCAUGUUGCGUCACCAGGUAGAAGGCAUGGAAAAAGCUAAACAGGACAUGGUUAGAGAAUAUGAACAACAGCUGAAGAAAUUUCAAGAGGAGUUGUCCAGGCUGAGGAGGAGCUAUGAGAAGCUGCAGAAGAAACAACUAAGAGAAGCUAGAGGAGAAGCUAACAAGAGACAAGGGGAGGACCAGUUUGAAAUGAGCCGACUGACCAGGAAGCUGGAGGAGUUUCGUCAAAAAUCACUUGACUGGGAGAAGCAGCGCUUGCUUUACCAGCAGCAGGUGGCAUCGCUGGAAGCACAGAGGAAGGCUUUGGCUGAGCAGUCUGAGCUCAUUCAGACUCAGCUUGCCAAUCGGAAGCAGAUUCUGGAGUCAGUGGAGCUGGCUAGCAGAUCGGAAAUCCAGCACUUAACCAGCAAGCUGGAGAGGGCCAACGAUGCUAUCUGUGCCAAUGAGUUGGAGGUGGAGAGGCUUAACAUGAGAGUGGAUGACCUGACUGAAAACAAUCGAAUGAUUCUGGAAGAUCAGCAAAGAGUUCAAGAAGAAUUAAGGCAAUCCAAGAAAAUGUUAGAGGUGCUACAGGAUGAGAAGAUGGAACUUAGAGCCACGCUGCAAUCUCAGGAAGAUUUCAUUGACAGCUCCAAGCUGCACCAGGAACAGUUACAGAAAGAGCUGGCCAGGGUGACUGAAACUCUUUGCACAAAAGAACUCCUCAUCAGGGCCUUGGAGGAACGCUUGCAAGAGAAACAAUUGUCUUCUCCCGGGCUGGAGCUGGAGCAUAUACUACUGCGGCUGGAUGUUGCCCAGAAGAAGGAACAGCACUUACAGUCAGAAGUGACUCACCUUGAGAACAGCCUAGUGUCUUCAAAUGCAAGGUGUGUACAGCUGAGUGAAGAGCUGGAUGAGAAUAUCAAAGAGCUGCAGUCAAUGGAAGAACACCAUACUGAGUCAAAGGCAGAGAUUAAAAAGCUGAAAGAGCAGCUCUCUCAAGCUGAACAAACUCACAGCAGCGAGCUAGAAGGGAUGAAAAGGGAAAUCUCCAGGUUGACACAAGAGUUACACCAGCGGGACAUCACAAUUGCGUCUGCAAGUGGCUCCACAUCAGACCUAGAACAACGGCUGAGAACAGAAAUUGAAAGAGCAGAGAGGAAAGCGGUGGAGCACAGGGUAAUUCUGGUCCAGCUGGAAACCUUGAGGCUGGAAAACCGUCAUCUCUCAGAGAUGCUGGAAAAAACAGAGUGCGGUAUGCUAGAGGGAAAAGAGGUCACCCUAAGAGCACUCAGUGAAGACUAUGCUGUUGAACUAAAUAAAUUAAAAUCUCAGAACCAGCAAUUGCAGAAGGAUCUAGCAGAGGCCAGAGCAAAACUGGAGCUCACUUGGCAGGUCCGCCAGGAUGAACCUGAGGGCACUGCUCAGCAGGUGCAAGACAAAGAGCCUGAGGCCAGGGAUGUGCAGUACAGGACAACUGGGGAAGCACAGCACAAACAUGAUGAACAAGCAGAGAGAAUGCAUCACAAGCCUGAUGGGACUAUUCAGCAUCAUCAAGGGGAGCCCCAGCGAUGGGGGGCUGCUGAAAUAGGAACUGUGACCUCUGAGACGGGUGAGCUGCCCACCCAAACCAGCAGGAAGAACUGCAUGGAGUCACUUGCUUUGGGCGCCUUGCUGGGAACGGAUUCUUUGCUCCAUGUGCUGGAUGGAAACAAAGAUUUCGCAGAUGAAGCAUCUAAGCAGCCCAUCUCAAAUGAUCAGAGAGAAUCUGUGCCUUUGUGUCCCCUGCCUACAGCUUCAGUUGGAUCGAUAGCUGCAAGAUACCUGGAAGAAGAAGAACUAAGAUCCCAGCACAUCCUGGAGUGCCUAAAUGCUCACAUUGAGGAACUGAAAAAAGAGAGUGGGAAGAUAGUGAGACAGUUUGGACACCAGGAGUAAUGUUUCUUAGUGAAUUUGAAUGCUGGUUUACUUACAUGGUUCCAAACUGUGACUGGGGAGGUAGCUAUAAACCCAUUGCCAUUGGAGCUUGAGUGAGAGGCUGUACCUCCCACUUUGAGCUGAAUCAGCAGGAUGGAUAUUGAGGAAAGGAAACUCCUCUCUAAUGUGUUUGAUCUGAUGGACACCACAAACGCUUCAGUCAGCUUGCUGUAGGUCAGAAAGCUGCAUCAGAGGUACAUGUUUGUGCAGUCACUCACAAAGAGAUUAUGGUGUUUUUUUAGAAGCAAACCAUUUGCUAAUUUUAAUAUAAAGUAUUUU